Strigops habroptila (Kakapo) is the source of this 2274-nucleotide messenger RNA. It is a transcript of the gene MECR, whose product is annotated as mitochondrial trans-2-enoyl-CoA reductase. The record is from RefSeq and is a predicted model, not a curated record. Gene Ontology annotation, cellular component: mitochondrion. The transcript has 10 exons. Bases 251 to 1285 code for a protein of 344 amino acids. Gene Ontology annotation, molecular function: trans-2-enoyl-CoA reductase (NADPH) activity. Lineage: Eukaryota; Metazoa; Chordata; Aves; Psittaciformes; Psittacidae. Gene Ontology annotation, biological process: fatty acid metabolic process.
CCUCGUGACGGUAGUGGUGACCGCGCCGGGCUCAACCGAGUGGUGCCGAACCGGGCCGAGCCGAGCCGAGCCGAGCCGAGCCGAGCCGAGCCGAGCCGAGCCGAGCCGAGUCGAGUCGAGUCGAGUCGAGUCGAGUCGAGUCGAGUCGAGUCGAGUCGAGCCGAGUCGAGUCGAGUCGAGUCCAGCCGAGCCGAGCCGAGCCGAGUUGAGUCCAGCCGAGCGGAGCCGAGUCCAGCCGAGCGGAGCCGAAAUGCAGCGUGCGGCAGCUCGGGUGCUGCGGGGAGCCCGGGGUCUGCUCUAUGAGCGACACGGGGAGCCCUCUGCCGUGGUGCAACUAAAGGACCUCGAAGUGGCUGAGCUGGGGGACUCCGAUGUCCACAUCAAGAUGCUGGCAGCUCCCAUCAAUCCCGCCGACAUCAAUAUGAUCCAAGGGACGUACGCCAUCCUCUCCCCGCUGCCGGCUGUGGGAGGCAAUGAAGGUGUCGGGGAGGUGCUGGAGGUCGGGCGUCGUGUGGCGGCUCUGAAACCCGGGGACUGGGUCAUCCCAGCCACCUCCGGACUCGGGACGUGGCGGACACAGGGGGUGUUCCCUGAGAAGAUGCUGCUGAAGGUGCCCAGUGACAUCCCGGUGCUGUGCGCUGCCACCCUGAGUGUCAACCCCUGCACAGCGUACCGCAUGCUGGCCGACUUCGAGACCCUGGCGCCAGGUGACUCCGUCAUCCAGAACGCCGCCAACAGCGGCGUGGGCCAGGCUGUUAUCCAGAUUGCCAAAGCCUCCGGCAUCAAGACCAUCAACGUGGUGAGGGACAGACCUGAUCUCCCAAAGCUGGUGGAGAGGCUGAUGGCCCUGGGUGCAGACCACGUCAUCACGGAAGAGAUGCUGAGAAAGCCAGAAAUGAAAGAUAUAUUUAAGAGCAUCCCAAAGCCCCGGCUCGCCCUGAACUGCGUCGGAGGCAAAAGCACGACGGAGAUGCUGCGGCAUCUGCAGCCCAAAGGCACCAUGGUCACCUAUGGCGGGAUGGCAAAGCAGCCUGUGAUGGUGCCUGUGAGCGCCUUCAUCUUCCGGGACGUGCGGCUCCGCGGCUUCUGGAUGACCCAGUGGAGGAAGGACCAUGAGCAGGACCAGGAGAGCGUGGCCAGCAUGAUGGAUGCCCUGUGCCAGCUCAUCCGCAGGGGCCACCUCAUGGCACCAGCCUGCACUGAGGUCCCGCUCCAGGACUACAAGGAAGCGCUGGAAGCUGCCAUGAAGCCUUUCACGUCCUCAAAGCAGAUCCUCCUCUUCUGACCUGCAGCUCGGUGCUGCUCCACUGCAGCCAUGCUUCCCCUUGCUGCCUUGUCCGCAGGCAGGAGGUGCUGAGGGAGGGAAAACCUCCAGAUCCAUUGAUUUUUUUUGUCAUUUUUACACUUUGAGAUGUCAAUUUGAAGGUUUAAAAGCCUCUGCAGCUUCGCAUGGCUGGCAAUGUGUGUCAUUGAUGUGCGGGGAGGCUGCAUCUCGCUUUAGCUGGGGGAGCUUGGCUGCAAGAGGAAGCUCAGGGAGCCCAGGGCCGGCGCUGGCUCAGCUCAGGGUGUCAGAAGAGCAGCAGUUCCCCCUUAUACAUGUGUUUUGGGGCUUUGGGGAGCCUCCUGCCUGCACUAGUGACGCCAGUGUGGUUCUGCUGCUUGCACUGUCCUUCCAGGUGAUUUUUGGCUGCUUUUGGGUGACUUUGCAGGGUAUCACAGGGCUGGUCACUGCCCUUCUCCCAGCCAGCACAGUCCUGCAUUCACUACUGCAGCCUCUGAGCCACCUCCAUGUCCCCCCUCCCAAGUGCAGAAGCCAAGUGCCCAUGGUUUGGGGAACCCUACACUGAAUGCAGGGAAAAAAACAGUUAUUUUUACAUGUUAACAUGGUUUUUCCCUGCCUGGCCCAUGCUGUGCUGCAGGGCAGGGGCAGGGGAGGCCUGUGCAGGACAAGGACAAGGGCAAGGGCACAAGGGGAUUUUCCAGCCUUUCGCAACACUUAAUCUCAAAACUGGGCUCAAAUAGCGAAGAAAAGGGAGGAGAAAAAUCGAGUUACCAAGGCCCAGCCCACGCUGCUGCAGCAGCAGGAGCUGUGGGACAGGAGCAUUGAGAACAAGCACUGAUAGUGGGGUGGUGGCAUUCAGCUUAUGGCCGGGCACCCACAGGGCAAAGGGGGGCUUUCUGCAAUGCCUGGACUUGAGUUUUGCUGCUGUUCCACUACUGAUUGUGACGAGAACCUCUUGGAAAUCACUGUCUAAUACAAGUCUAUUUUUUUAA